GCCUUUUAAACCUGUUAUUGUCCAAUGUCAAAUCUAAACAUAACACUUGGCAGAGUUCCAGUCUAGUGUUUGCUAAGUGCUACGGAUUAAGCCUGAUGCUCCCUUGAAGCCAAAAAUAGGUACUUAACUUUUCAUUACCUUAACUACACAGUGAGUUGACAGGACACCAUUAUGAGAAGAGUGAAGUUCCUUGUAGUAUAGCCACAGUUUCACCUCUUUAUCCUUUGCUCAUACUGCUAGUUCAACAUCUGCUUAUUUAGUCUUGUGCCAUUACUACAGCUAUCAGACUUUUUGCCUGAAGAUGGGGAAUGGAGUCAAACCUUGUAGCAGAGUUUAUAGCAGAGACUGGCGCAGACAAGACUGUUGCUUACAGUUAUUUACAAGCAAAGGGAUGGGAUUUGAAUUUAGCUCUACAAGCUUAUGCAUAUCUCUCCGGAGAGUCAUGUGGUGGUGGUGGAAGUGGCGGUGGCGGAGGCAGUGGCACCAGACUAUACACCAGCCGGUGGACUGCUCCUGUAACCGAAGAAAAUGGAAAUUUAACCAAUGCCCAUCGGUCUUUCUCCAGACCAGCGCUUCAAAAAGCAGAUGCCAUCGAUGUAGCCGAUAUUUAUGUAACAAUUGUUCCAGUCAAGAAGUUAACGAGGGGCAUAUCCAGAGCCACAGACAAUGUGAAUUUGGUAUCAAGAGCUCGCUGUGACAUUGCUCUAGAUUUCAAAGAGAAUGCAGUAUGCAGUGUAAAUCAGUUUUUCAUAGAAACUCCAGUCUACACAUUCACACUUCCAGAUCUGACAAUAUAUCCUGAGGAUUUUCGAGGUUUCCUGGAGAAAGAUCUAAUCGAGAUGUCAAGUUUGAUAUCUUUGGAACAGUCUGGUCGUCUUAAUUGGUGGGCGGACACUGGUGCAUGUCAACGGCUAUGGCCAUUAGCAACCACUGGUGAUGGAAAUUGUUUGCUUCAUGCAGCAUCUUUGGGCAUGUGGGGUUUCCAUGACCGCUUGCUGACACUGCGCAAAGCUCUCCAUGGAUUUAUGACUGGCAGUGAAUGUCGAGAAGCACUGUGGAGACGCUGGAGAUGGCAGCAGACAAGAUUGAAUAGUGAGGCAGGGUUUGUUUAUUCAGAAGAAGAAUGGAGGAAAGAGUGGGAAAGUAUUGUUAACAUGGCAUCUACUGAACCAAGGAAGCAGGAGAGUGGCCGGAGACGCAGCAUGAUCUUUGAUAAAAAUGCGGAUGAAGUUUCAGAGAACGCAACUUAUGAAAGCCUGGAGGAAGUCCAUGUACUGGCACUGGCUCAUGUUUUGAGACGACCCAUCAUUGUUAUUGCCGACCUUAUGCUUAAGGAUGUGAAUGGUGAAGAUCUUGCACCAAUCCCAUUUGGAGGCAUAUACCUGCCACUGGAGUGCCCUCCUGCUGACUGUCACCGUUCACCACUUGUCCUCACAUAUGAUGCAGCUCACUUCUCGUCUCUGGUAGUCAUGGAGAAAGAGACAUUUGCAGAUAGAAUGCCUCAGCCUCCAGCUGUGAUCCCCGUGACAGACUCAGACCACGAGUUACUUCCAAUUCAGUUCAGCGUAGAUCCUGGUGAACAGUUUGUAUGGGGAAAGGAUGACAUCAAUCCACAGCUUGUUUCCAAACUAGUCCUCUCAAAUCGAGACAAAUUGGGUCUCUUACAUGGGUACCUGGAUAUUGUAAAUGUAUCGAUCCCUCCUACACCCAAGUCUGAAGAGAACGGUGAAUUUACAUCUGAAGUGGAGUCAGAUGGCAUCAACAGUCAGUUGAAUGAUGAAGAUGAAAUUGAUAAAAAAUUUGCUGAAGUACUGGAAAUUGACACAACGGAUGAUAUAGGUCUCAGUUCAUCUGAGUCAAACAUGUUUGGUACAAACCGAAGCAAGGCUGCGAAACAACUCCAAUCAGUUGCAAAACAAUUUGGUAGCAUUGGUAAAUCAAUGAGCAAGAAGUUGAAAAAGAAUUUGGGAAACAUCACCAAAAUAACAAGAAAUAAUUCACAGAAGAAAAGCAAUGGAGCAGGAAGUUACGUACCAUCAAGUCCUGUUAGGCAGACUACUAAACUGAACUCAAACCUUGUUUCAAAGUCACAAGACUACAUCUUAUGUGCUGUACUACAUACUGAGAAACGGCACGAGUUUCAGGAAGAGAUGGUUCGUAAUUACUUGCAGUCUGCACGCGAGAGAUUCCAGCAUGACAAAGAUCUCAAGCUGAAGCAGGCUGAAGAGCGUAAACAAAAAGAAGAACAGAAAUUGAAGGAUCUGGCAUGUGUUGAAGGCCCAUCGCAGUGCAUCAAUCCUGGUUGUGAUCAGUUUGGCACUGCUCUUACUAGUUACAUGUGUAAAGCAUGCUUUGAACAUCAGCGUGAUCAAGAACUGACCACCAUCAACUCACCAUCCUUACCUCGGGCCAACAAUAACAUGGACUCCUGUGCACCACGGUAUGGCAUUGGCAAAUCUCGUUUCUACACUGAAUCUGACAUCAAUUCCCAUAAUACAAUCAGUAGGCUUCCUUCUACACGUGUGGGAAGUAACAUAGACCAGACUCUGUACCUUUCAAAAUCCACUUUUUAUAAUGAUGUUAUAUGUUCAUCUACCUUGACUGAUAACCGGGGUUUGUAUGGCUUGUCAGGACAGGAGCAAACAGCAAAAAGUGGGGGAGGGUAUGAGAAUGCUAGGAACACAGGGCAGGAGCUUGGUGUCAGACUGGGGGCAUACAUACAUGAGCUUAGCCCAGCCAUGACAAGGCAAGAACCAGGGAUGAACUUUCAGAACUCUAAUUUUGGUAGACAAGAAUCAAAUAUAAGUUGGCAGGAUGAUGCUCUUAUUAGUGGAAGUGCGAAUAUAGGCCGUAGUGUAGCAAGCAGACAUAAUAUGACGACGCUCUCUGGCAGGUACAGUUAUGGUUAUAAUGUUACGCCAACUACUCAGGACAUUAUCAGUACUGUUGCUCCCUCGUUAAGACAAGAUGGUGUGGCACUGACGCAGCAAGAUCAAGCAGGAGGUGGGAGCAGUGCAACACAGAGGAUUCACAGCUAUAACUUAACACGGUCUUGGGACUCUACUUCAGCUGGGAGCAGAACAUCUGACAAACCAGCAGCACUAGGCAGAGCUGGAAGCCAGCAGGAAUUUAGCCAUAUUUCAAUGUAUCAGAGCCAAAACUUGGUGGACUCAGGGAGCCAAAGACCCCUCCCUCGGUCUACAACAGCAAGUGGUUCCCUGGGGACAUCCACUUCUGCUCGCAAUGUAUCUGUUGCAACACUGAGCCCACAAUCUAGCAAUGAUCUGCCAAAUGUAGAACGAGUUGGUCGUGAUAGCACCAGUUUGACUUCACGUGUUUCUGGUGGGAUUCGACUCCCGAUUACAGGUGCGCAGCCUUGUCGGACUAACAACUGCAAGUUUUUCGGAAGUGCAGAAUCUGACUAUUACUGCUCAAAGUGUUUCAAAGAGCAAGUGCAGAGUGGUGUUGUCAAAAGCCUUAAAGUUCAAGAAAUGAAGAGAUAAUGGGACUUUUUUAUUCAUAUACAGGAAGUGUGAAAUGUAGAUAAGAUGAUAAGUUUGGAUAUAUAUUCACAUUUGAGCCACAUUCUGGAUUGUAGAAGCAGAUUAUAUGAAAUUAAUUUUGAUCUAUACUGUAAUAUAGAUUUUUUUUUUAUGAUGGAAAGAUUGUAACAUUUUAUUUAUAGAAGUAUUGUAAAUAUAAUUAUAACUCCAGAAACUAAACUCGCAAAUUCAUCGUUGUCCAUAUGCAUCGAACAUCACAGAAUCACCAUUCACGUCUAAUAAUUCUAAAAGUGCACGACAGUGUCCUUGCAAAGAUUUUCAACCAACAUUGUGCUUCCUCCCAAAUGUUUAGGGUGUCCAGUUUGUAAUGGCUGGGUUCAUGUCCAUCUGCAGCUAAAAUCAACCAAGAUAAGCUUUAAUAUUCCCAUAAACAUUUUUUAUUAUCUCACUAUAAAUAGUUACCCAUUAAUAUUAAUAAGUAAAAGUAAAGUUGCCCCUGUGCUUAAUUAGUUAAACACUAUGCCAUGAAGUCAUAUG
Messenger RNA from Cryptotermes secundus, 4040 nucleotides. Its product is annotated as OTU domain-containing protein 7B. The record is from RefSeq and is a predicted model, not a curated record. Lineage: Eukaryota; Metazoa; Arthropoda; Insecta; Blattodea; Kalotermitidae. The coding region runs from base 309 to 3503 and encodes 1064 amino acids. The transcript is spliced from 11 exons. Gene Ontology annotation, molecular function: zinc ion binding; cysteine-type deubiquitinase activity; DNA binding. Gene Ontology annotation, cellular component: cytoplasm; nucleus. Gene Ontology annotation, biological process: protein deubiquitination involved in ubiquitin-dependent protein catabolic process; protein K63-linked deubiquitination; protein K48-linked deubiquitination.